Molecule: messenger RNA, 1647 nt
Organism: Aspergillus nomiae NRRL 13137
Lineage: Eukaryota; Fungi; Ascomycota; Eurotiomycetes; Eurotiales; Aspergillaceae
Product: proline-specific permease
Exons: 2
Coding region: 1-1647 (548 amino acids)
Biological process (GO): amino acid transmembrane transport
Cellular component (GO): membrane
Molecular function (GO): amino acid transmembrane transporter activity
Source: RefSeq, a predicted model, not a curated record
AUGCUUCCACCGAAUAAAGGUGAUCCCGAGAUUGAGAGAGUCGAUCAUGUUGAAAAACAAGAUGGAGACAUGCUUGCGCCAGCAAAGCCCACUCCGGAACAGAACAAUGUCGGAACCUUGCAACGUCGCCUAAAAUCCCGCCAUGUCCAGUUCUUAGCGCUCUCUGGCGCCAUUGGAACCGGUCUUUUUGUCGGCACGGGCCAAGUGCUCUCGUUAUCUGGACCACUGUCGAUGACCCUGGCGUUUGCGCUUGGCGGCUUGGAUCUCUAUGCCGUGAUUAACAGCAUGGGAGAGAUGGCCACUUGGCUGCCUCUGCCAGGUGCCGUCCCUAUCUACGCGGCAAGAUUCGUGGAUGAAGCCCUUGGCUUUGCACUUGGCUGGAAUUAUUGGUAUCAGUUUGCUAUUGGCGUGCCCAUUGAAAUCAGCGCUGCCGCGAUGGUCAUUGAAUACUGGCCGAACUCCGUGUCUCCUGCGGUUUGGAUCACGAUUCUUUUUGUACCCAUGGUCGUCGUCAAUAGCCUGCCCGUCCGGACCUAUGGCGAGGUAGAGUUCAUCCUGGGGGCGGUCAAGCUGACGACAAUCGUCGGCUUGAUGUUGCUCAUGUUGAUCAUCACUCUCGGCGGCGCACCCACCCACGAUCGGAUCGGAUUUCGGUAUUGGAACCAUCCCAUGGAGGAGUAUCUCAAGACUGGUGCGCUGGGACGCUUCCUGGCGUUCCUCAAGGUGUUUGUCCAGACGAUCUUCAGCUAUGGCGGAAGCGAGAUUGUCGUGGUAGCUGCCGGGGAAACGGAAAACCCACGACGAAAUAUCCCCAAGGCGGUGCGUCGUGUAUUCUGGCGCAUUACCAUAUUCUACGUUGGCAGUGUUUUCCUCGUCGGCAUGUGUGUCUCUGCUCGCGAUAACCGCUUGCUGAACGCCAUAAAAUCCGGCGCGAAGGGGGCAGGGGCUAGCCCUUUCGUGAUCGCGAUUCAAAACGGUGGGAUUCGAGCACUGCCGUCGAUCAUUAAUGCGGUCAUUCUGUCCUCGGCUGUGUCGGCUGGCAAUUCCUUCUUUUACGCCUCGACGCGGGUCCUUUACUCGACGGCGCUCGAUGGCAAGGCACCGCGGUUCCUUCGAUAUGAAAAGUUCGGGGUCCCGUAUGCCUGUGUCGCCAUCACCACCGCGCUGAGUCUCCUUGUGUAUCUCAAUGUGUCCUCGAGCUCCGCCGAGGUCUUCUUUUGGAUCAGUAACCUGAGUUCCGUCAGUACCUUGGUUGUGUGGACGGCCAUUGGGGUAACAUACCUCCGUUUUCACCGGGCGUUGAAGUAUCAUGGCAUUGCUCGGUCAAGUCUCCCGUUUAAAUCGCCAUUGCAGCCGUAUCUGGCAUAUUUUUCGGUCGUCUUCUCCUCUAUUAUGGCACUUCUGAACGGAUUUGAUGCCUUCUUCCCUGGCCACUUUAGUGCAAAGACCUUCAUUCCACCCUACAUCGCUAUCCCCAUCUUUGGAACCCUAUAUCUCGGCUACAAGCUUGUCAAAGGCACCUCUAUCGUCAAGGUAGAAGAAAUCGACCUGUGGUCCGGGAAAGAGGAAGCCGAUCGCCUGGAGGCAAUUUGGGAGCAACCGAAGCCACGCAAUUUCCUCGAACGAAUCUGGUUCUGGAUCGCAUGA